CCAAAGGGCACUUGGCUGGGACGGCAGUAAGGCACUCUACCCCUUUACUGCAGAGAUCCAGGGUUCUAGUCUUAGUAGUGCUAUCAGACAGUUGGGUGUUUUCUUGGACAUGAUUGGCAAAACAGCCUAGUAAUUGCGAGGUGCACUUGUCAGUGCGCUCUCAGUGCUGGUCCCAAGCCUGGAUAAAAAUAGUAGGGUUUCGUCGGGAAGGGUGUCUGACAUUUACCUGGUGAAGACAUGGGACCAGGAUGCACUAUAGAAAGAGGAUAAGCUGGAGGAGGCAGUCCGACGGUCUGGUCAACUUUCUUUUGGGAAAGCUUGUGUCCUGGCGUCCAUGUGGAUGUUACUUUGAUGUACCUAAACAUUGGUGCAGACCAAUUACACCUCAGUCAGCACAUAAUUGGUGUCGAAUUGGUCUCCAAACUGCACAGAUGCUAAUCUGAUCAAGCAUUUAAGAGAGGUGCUGGACAAACAACAAGACUUAAAGGUCUGAAGGCCUAAGUGGUGGGCAGGGCGAUGGCAUCCCAGCACCACAAAAGCUGCUCUUUCCAGGGAACAAACUCUCCAUGAAGUGGGAGCGAGUGUACCGGGUGGGAGCCGGUCUCCACAACCUGGGCAAUACCUGCUUCCUUAACUCCACUGUGCAGUGUCUUACCUACACGCCGCCGCUCGCCAACUACCUGCUGUCCAAAGAGCACAGCCGCACCUGUCACCAGCCAGGAUUCUGUAUGAUCUGCAUUAUGCAGAACCACAUCAUUCAAGCCUUUGCCAACACAGGAAACGCCAUCAAGCCUGUGUCCUUCAUCCGAGACCUAAAAAAAAUUGCUCGUCACUUCCGCUUUGGCAGCCAGGAGGAUGCUCAUGAAUUUUUACGCUAUACAAUUGACGCCAUGCAGAAAGCCUGUCUUAAUGGUUACCCAAAGUUGGACAGGCAGACGCAGGCCACCACGCUGGUUCAUCAGAUAUUUGGGGGUUACUUGAGGUCAAGAGUGAAGUGUUCUGUUUGUAAAAGUGUGUCUGACACGUAUGACCCGUACCUAGACAUAGCCGUCGAGAUUCGGCAAGCAGCCAACAUCGUCCGGGCCCUGGAGCUUUUUGUCAAGCCAGAUGUUUUGAGUGGCGAGAAUGCAUACAUGUGUGCCAAGUGUAAGAAGAAAGUGCCGGCGACAAAACGGUUCACGGUUCAUCGGACAUCAAACGUGCUCACGCUUUCCCUUAAACGGUUUGCCAACUUCAGUGGGGGAAAGAUUACCAAGGAUGUUGGCUACCCGGAGUUUCUAAACAUUCGUCCAUACAUGUCUCAAAACUCAGGAGAGCCAGUAAUGUAUGGGCUCUAUGCAGUCCUAGUGCAUUCUGGGUACAGUUGCCAUGCUGGACACUACUACUGCUAUGUCAAGGCCAGCAACGGACAGUGGUACCAGAUGAAUGACUCUAUGGUACAUUCCAGUAACAUCAAGGUUGUGCUUAAUCAGCAGGCUUAUGUUCUCUUUUACCUGAGGAUUCCUGAAAAGAAAAACACAGAUGGUCCAAGCGUAAAGCAGAACGUAGCGCAUUCUGCGAAGAGCAACAUGACUCCUGAGCAGCUGAAGAAAAUUCCACUGAACGGGCCUUUAUCCUCUCCACAGGUCACUAAGAAGGUGGACACAGCUCAGCUGAGAAAGAUCCAGUCUGUGGACGGCGGGCUGGGCGUGCCCAUGGCCCGCAACGGCUCCGGCAUCCAAUCGCCCAAACUGGCUAACGGCACACCAAGGGUUGCAGGUGGCCCGACGGUCAUCGACGAGCCAAUCAAGAAGCUGAAAAAGCCUGCAGUUCAGCCACAGAGCCGCGCCAACGUUCCCGCCUCUACCAACGGCCUUGCUAAGGCCGAGCAGGACAAAGGGAACAGCGGUGAGAGGCGCAACCUAGCAUCGUCUACCUCGCUUAAGUCUCUGGCAUCAGACUCAUCGUCAGCGGAUGCCUCCUCUGAGUCCAAGGACUCGAUUGGCACCAGGAGUGCUCCUGUGGGAGUUGUUUCCAGCCCUGCCAAGAGCAGACUGAAUGGAACCUCCUCUCCAGCUAAAAGUGUUGAUCGACUCGCUCCGGACGAACAGAAAUCAUCAAAGCUGAAACCUCCGGCUCUCACCAACAUUGCAGCUGAACUCACCAGCGCCAUGUCUCCUCCACCUGCCAAAAGACUGGCACUGUCUGCCAAGAAGGCCAGUCCCAGUCCCAGUCGGAGCCCGAUCAACAACAGCAGCCGCAGCACUGAGGCUCCGCCCUCUCCAUUGCAUCAUCAGUCCUGUGUUUCUACGUAUUCAGCUCUACUACAUCCUCUAACCCCCACUUCACCUCUCCAAGUCCACAGGAUCUCAUUACAUUCUGCCAAGCCGCCUUCACAUGUGCCUCAUUUUUUUAAAAAUAAAACCCCUCUUAAAGAACCCUCCUCUGCCCCUGCGAAUUCCCCUUCUCCUGCCACGCCCCAUUUUUUUAACAACCCUGGACCAAUUUUGAGUCAGAAAAGCACUGAAUCUGGUACAGGGUUUGCUAAUGGACUCGUCAGCCCCACCUUAAACAAAAAGAAGAAGAAAAAGAAGCGGCGCCACUCUGAAGCGGAGACCCCCAUCACGGAGCUUCCUGCCAAAACGAAGGACGUGCCGGGGGUCCGAGCUGAGAACAAGAAGGUAAAGAAGAGCAAGAGGAGAAAACUGGAAGAGAAGCAGAACGGUAUUGAGGCUCAUAGAGAAGGUCUACAGUCUCAUCUUGAGCCAGCAGAAGGUCAGGAUGAAGACUGGUGUCUUGGAGAGACGUGGAGAAUUAAAUCAGAUGCUGAAGCGAGUGUGGAAAGGCCAAAAAAGAGGCCACAACCAAUCACAGAGCCGGAACUGUCACAGAGUAGUAUUAUAAAGCCAGUGCUGGAUCAGACCUCACCAAGCCAUCAGUGUUCUACUGAGAAGAGAAGGAAGAAAAAGAAGAAGUUUAAAGAGGAGUUGCAAGGGAACGAUGGCAAACAUAAAACUGUUGACAGAAACGAAUUACCUCAGACAGACACCGACGUGGAGAAUCCGGUCAAAUUAAAGAAAAAAAACAAGAAGAGGGAAAGAGAGGAAGCAAAGCGAAGAGAAAGCGUAGGAGCUCAUCUGGACCGUACUGAAGAUGAACCAGUUUGUCCGACCAACGAUGCAGCACCAGAAAAAACCUUGAAAACUAGUACAGCUGCAGUGGUGGUGUGGGACAGUCGGAUUCAGGACGGCUACAAGCGCAGCAAAUGCGCUGCUGAGUCAGAGCAGAAAUCUGGGAAAGAGGCUCGUCCUGCUUCUGCGGGCUGGGAUGGUAAGAAGAGCUCUGAUGUGGUCCAGGAGCUGCUAAAACACGCCACAGAUAAAGCAUAUGGAACUGAAGUCUUCAGUUGGGAAGGAGAGCGCUCUGCCAUCAGUAGAGAUGCCAUGGAGGAUUCAAGCAACGCCAGAUAUGACACCGUAAUAGAUGAAUGGGACGAGGAGUUUGACAGCGGAAAGGCAAAAAAAGUGAAAAAGUUUCAAAAGGAAAGGAGACGAAGUUUUAACGUCUUCCAGAAGGUCCAGGACCGGCGCAACAUGUGGGCCGUCACACCGGGAGGAAGACGGAACAAUUUUAGCAAUCGCUAAUGACAUAAGGGUUCUAGUUAAGAUCUUGUUUGUGUUGUCUGGUUGGUUUGUUGGAGAAGAAACCGUGGGAUCCGUUCCUAAAAGUUCGAGCCAUAUGAGUCGUUUGUGUGUGAAGCAGAUAAAGCGAUGAGGACGACAACAUCUCAGGAGUUUAAAUCCAGCCUGGCUUGAAGCAGACCGAUGUACUGUGGCAUUGGGGGAAAUCGUCAUAAUAAAAAACUUGAGUCUGUGAUGAAAUGCUGUACUGUAUCCACUGUAGGACUGUACGUCAGGGCAGGAGGAGAAUCACUUGAAAUCGAACAAAGCGGUGCUGUUAUGGGUUAGUGAAGCAUUUGGAUCACUAGAUCACUGCUUCCUGCUGUCACCUGGAUUAUUGAUGAUAAAAAUCAAAUGUCUUCUUUAAAUGAAUGAAAGUUCAUUUUAUUUCUUUUAUGUUCUUAAAUGUGUUUUAUUUAAUUAAAAAAAUAUAUAUAACCUAAAUCAUUUGCCCCUUAUAAUAUAUUAAGUACAUUUAGUAAAUACAAAUUUAAAUUAUGCAAAAGUCCUGAGACCCCUGGUCAGAUUCCCUGUUUUGCUGAUUUUGUAGUUAAAAUCUUUUUUUUUUUUUCAACAUUUCGGCUUGUUCCCUUUCAUUCAUUGUCAUGUAGGAAAAUCAAUUAAACAGGUGCUUUGGUGGCGCUGGGUUGGGAUCCAUGAUUUGAAUCCCCAGAGGUACUAUUGGCAGUGCUAUCUGCAUAUACAUACAGACAUGAUUGGAUUUGUCUGAUGGAGGGAGGUGGCCGAGGCCUAGUGAUGGACUGGUGUCAUGUAGGGGGUGUUAGUGCAUAGUGCCCAUUGAUUCUGCAGAAACCGGACCCACCACAACUUGGAUGAAGCGGUAGUCAACAUGAAAUAAAAUUAAAAAUCUAACAAAUGUAACAUUUGACCAGGAGUGUUGAAACAUUUGCGUAAAACUGCAUUGAUAUGUAUCGUUGCUGUUUAGCAAUGAGGACUCUCAACUGUGUGCUAGGACUAAAGGGUGAGAUCAUUGCAAGUGUACUAAUUUGACACUGGUUUGGGACACAGCCAGUGGUUAAAGUGGCUUAAGACUGAAUUUGUUUCCUAAUAUACAUUUCUUCCAUCCCACUUUCAAAUUCUUUCUCCAGAUAUGUAUUGUGAUUAUAAUUACAAAACCAUUGAUACAAGAUAUUAUUACUGCUAAUAUAUUGUAUUAUCAAUAUAGCAUUGUCCUGUGCUGGUAUGUUACUUUUUCAAUCAUUGAAUAAUUUAUUUUUUAUUUUUUUUUUAUUACUUUUUUUAAACAUGUAUUUUUUUAAACCCCCUAAAUCUUCUAUGGUGUGAUAUUAUUGCAUAUUGUGGGAAUUUAGUCAGCUAUAAAAUUAUUUACGUCCUCUGUAAAGAGGAGUUUAAAAAGUAAUGGGAAUAACGUUAUAUUGAGUCAUUAGCUUCAUUCCACACUAUAAAUAUAAGAGGAAUCUAACCAGUAAAGAAAAACUAUUAAAAUGUCUGUGUAGGCACUUGGCUGGUCAGGUAGGUUUAUUUAAAUCCAUGUAAUUUGAGUUAAAUGAAACAGGAAAUUAUGAGUAACCAAGUCCUUAAAAAAUAAAAUUUAAACAUGCUAGAUUUCUCUCAUAUUUUUAGUAGGAUUGGGCUAAUUAUCCAUGGACAUUUUCCCAAUGACCAACUUUAUCAAGUGUGCCAACAAAUCUGGAGCUAAUUGUACAUAAUUAUAUUUAAUUGUCAGUUAUCCAGUUACACAGCUGUAUUGGUUUUAUCCUUAGCUAAAAUGUAAAAUAUGUCCCUUUCUUAACAAGUCUUGCUAAUAAUUAUCCAUCAGUUUCAGCACAGGAGGCUGCAUUGGCUUCACUUCAUCCAAUCUCAUUAAAACCAACAAGAAAGAGUCUAGUGUAAAUUCCAUUUCACAUGCCAUUUUCUGCCAGUUUCUACUCUAUGCAAGUCUGACAGGUCUUUAUAGAACCUCUCCCAUAUCCUCACCUCAUCAAUUUCAUUGAUCGAUCAUGAUCCAGAGCUAGAAACAUCUCUGGAAUUGUACUAUAAUGCUUUAGGACAGAAAAAAAAAGAUUUUAUUACAGAUGCUUAACCACAGAAAUUACUAGAGAGUUAAGAUGUGUUAAGACGCUUUCUAAAAAUAGAACAAUUGUAAAGUCCCACGUGCUCUGUGACUAAAUAUUCUUCUAGAAUUACACCCCAAAAAUACUUCCAUUUUAGAAACAUUGCCUUGAAUGAAUUUUUUAAUAGUAGUUAAAAUUGAAAAUGAUGUUUUAUAAUUUGAAAGCAAGCUGCAUAUUUAAUGCACAUGUAAUUCAGAAAUGAAGCCUAAUAUAUUUAAAAAUUGUAGGAUGUCCUCAGAGAACAGAUGUGCGAGUGGUGUGAACUUUGUCCGUGUCAGGAGGAAAAAUAAGAACUGUGAGUUCAGUAGAAUGUGUUAUUGUUAGAAAUGUCACUCAGAACUUUUUAGUAGAAGCGAUGCUGAAGAACAUACCUUGAUUCAUGUCCCAUUUGCACCAAUGGCUCUGCACCUUUAUAGCGCCUUUUCAAGACUAAGAGACGUCCGAUAUUGAGGAUGAAUGAAUGAAUAUAAAUAUACUUGUGCAAUAAAGUUGUGAUUUUUUGUGAAAA
Molecule: messenger RNA, 6263 nt
Organism: Trichomycterus rosablanca
Lineage: Eukaryota; Metazoa; Chordata; Actinopteri; Siluriformes; Trichomycteridae
Gene: usp36
Product: ubiquitin specific peptidase 36
Exons: 20
Coding region: 567-3623 (1018 amino acids)
Biological process (GO): protein deubiquitination; regulation of apoptotic process
Cellular component (GO): nucleus; cytosol
Molecular function (GO): cysteine-type deubiquitinase activity
Source: RefSeq, a predicted model, not a curated record